Messenger RNA from Tribolium madens (black flour beetle), 2433 nucleotides. It is a transcript of the gene Kif19A, whose product is annotated as kinesin-like protein KIF19. The transcript has 9 exons. Gene Ontology annotation, molecular function: ATP binding; microtubule binding; microtubule motor activity. Gene Ontology annotation, biological process: microtubule-based movement. NCBI's taxonomy places the organism in Eukaryota, Metazoa, Arthropoda, Insecta, Coleoptera, Tenebrionidae. The coding region runs from base 103 to 2382 and encodes 759 amino acids. The record is from RefSeq and is a predicted model, not a curated record.
UAUCGAACUGCGUUACCACUAGCAACCCAUAUUACCCAUACCAUUGCGUGUUACAACCACGUCCAGAACCUACUCAACUCUCGUUACGUGUGUACCGGAAAAAUGACUCCGGAGACGACUCCGAGUAGUUCCGGGAGUGACAAUCCCAAAAGACAGACGAAAAGUGCCGAAGAGAGACUCAUGGUGGCUGUGAGGAUACGACCGUUGAAAAAUGAAGAGCCUCAAAGAAGUCUUUAUGCAAUCAACAAAAAGAAUAUUGUGAUUGAGGAUAGUGAUAGGAGCGAUGUUCUAAGACAGAGGAGAGGGUAUGAUAAACAGUAUUCGUUUGAUGUUGUUUUUGGAGAGGAUUCGACACAAGAAGAGGUGUAUAAGGUUACGACAAGUAGUCUCGUCCAAGAUGUGCUCAAUGGUUAUAACGCUACCGUUUUCGCAUAUGGAGCAACCGGCGCUGGUAAAACCCAUACCAUGGUGGGUGACUCAUCCCACCCCGGCAUCAUGGUACGUGCCUUGAACGACAUCUUCGAAGCAGUGAAAGAGAAACAGGAUCAAUAUUCGGUUUCAAUGUCAUACUUGGAACUCUACAACGAACAAAUCCGCGACCUUUUGAACCCUUCUUCCGGUUACCUCGAGCUCCGCGAAGACUCCAGAGGGCGCAAUAUCCAAGUGGCCGGUCUCCAAGAAAUCUCGACGACAUCUACCGACGAGGUUAUGCAACUGCUGCAAAAGGGCAACAAGGCUCGAACCAUCGAACCAACGGCCAUGAAUAAAACAUCGUCACGUAGCCACGCCCUUUUGAGUGUAACUGUCAAACACUCAGUGCCUCUGGACAAAAAAGAACAUCUUCGAAUGAGGAUCAAACAGGGGAGACUUUUCAUGAUUGAUCUAGCCGGCUCUGAGCGAGCAAACAAAACAAAAAACCGCGGGAAACGCCUCCAAGAAGGCGCUCACAUUAACCGCUCACUCCUGGCACUUGGCAAUUGUAUAAAUGCGUUGAGUGGUGGGGCGAGAUAUGUGAAUUACCGGGAUUCGAAGCUUACUAGAUUGCUGAAGGAGGCGUUGAGUGGCAAUUGUCGGACUGUUAUGAUUGCACACGUGUCACCAAGUGCAACGCAAAAGGACGAGUCAAGAAAUACACUUAUUUAUGCCGAUAGAGCUAACAAUAUAUCGACCAAAGCGGAAAGAAAUGUUUUGGAUGUUUCAUAUCAUGUGACUCAAUACCAGACCGUUAUUAACGAACUGAGGGACGAAAUCUCCCGACUGCAACAGAAGAUGAACGAAGAGAGGCCGAGAUCGGCCGAUAUCAGACGAAUGAAUGCCGAGGAGAGGAGCAACGAAGUGAAGAAGUUGAGGGAGCAGAUUGUUGAAACUUUCAAGACUCAAAUGAAAUUGAGGAGGAAGUUGAUGGAGAUUGAUUCGCAUUUGUUGGGGUUGGGGAUGGAGGCUGAGAGACAACAUUUGAUUAUCUCCCAUUGGGAGUCAAGGAAUAAUAAGUUGUACAAAAAUAGUGUCAACGAAUCGAGAGCAAGAACGCAGCAGAGUAUCCGGAGACGGAAGUUGGUCAGUGUUGAUGGCUUCCGGUCGGCCGGGAAUGAACAAGAAGGAGAGGAGGACGGCGAUUUGGAGGUCGAAGGGGAAACUGCAAUCCAGCAAGCUUGGGGGGAGCUCGCUGAUAUAGAAAGGGAGCAAGAGAGGUGGUCAGAACUUCGGACUCACAUUGAACAAAAGUUGGAAGUUUGUCGGCAGAGAGGAGUUGCCUUGGAAGAUAAACUCCCUUCUUUGUUAUCCUCUGACGACGAGCGCGAAAUCCUGGCCCUCAUGUGCAGAGUACAUGAACUCGAAGCUGACAAGAUGGCGCUUCAAUCGGAACGUCUCGUUCGCCAACACGAACUCCGCCGAAGAGACCUCCUCAUACUUCGCUACGACCGGCAACGCCAACUGUGCGAAGAAAUAAUCACCAGACAGAGACAAUUGAUCGAAGAAGGUAAAAUCAAGUUACCACCGGACUUGCAAGAGCUGUAUCAGUUUUACCAACAGGAGAUCCACGCGGCGACUUACACUGACUUAACCUCCUCCACAGAGAAACUACCACCAAUCAGUAAAAUUUACAGUGAUCCGAUUUUUCGCAGGGGGGGUACAGGGGAAAGUGGGAGUGACGGGAGCGGGCCUUCCCCGCCUUCGUCGGCUGACUCAGAUGAUAUUCCAGCAUUGCCAACCCUAAAUGAGGAAACUAUUGAUAGGGUUAUGGGUCAAGCUGUGUCACGGCCGGGAAUACCAAUGAGGCUUCCGCCUUUACCGCCGAGUCCAACUUUGAGGCUACCGAGGACCUCGACGAGUCAUAUGCGACGGGCUAUAAGUGAGGAUAGGAUAAGUGAAGGGAUAUAAAAACGCACAUUUUUAUUGUAUUUGUAGAUUAAAUAAAGUUUUCGAAAAUAA